This is a messenger RNA of Zootermopsis nevadensis, 2822 nucleotides long. RefSeq names its product high-affinity choline transporter 1. The record is from RefSeq and is a predicted model, not a curated record. Lineage: Eukaryota; Metazoa; Arthropoda; Insecta; Blattodea; Termopsidae. Gene Ontology annotation, cellular component: plasma membrane. Gene Ontology annotation, biological process: acetylcholine biosynthetic process; transmembrane transport; choline transport. Gene Ontology annotation, molecular function: choline:sodium symporter activity.
AUUCAGUUCAAACAUCGCAAUUGUAUAGUUCUGUCUCCUGUGGAACACAUUUCACUCAUACGCCCUCUGGUCACGGUUAUAACGAUAGUUGUGAUUGGGGUUUACUGUUGUUACACACACGCGUGACAUCAGCCCGUGUAUACGCCGGUAUUUUACCUGCCGACUAGUGUCCUCGGGAACCAGUGGAUGUGAAUGUGGGUCCUAGGACAAGGUUAUAGUGGUUUAAGCCUAGCAGCAGUAGAAGUACCAUCACAAUCCACAGACGCUCACAGCCGAAACUACAUGGACCAAAAGUGUUAGUGUUAUCUUUCUUCAGGAAGGUUUGACAAGACUAAUUAGCAAAAUGGCUAUUUAUGUCUGGGGACUUGUUGGCAUUGUGGUUUUCUACAUUGCGAUGCUAGGGGUUGGAAUCUGGGCAGGCACCAAGCAGAAAAACCAUGGUGAAGAAGAAGUCAUGUUGGCUGGCAGGAGCAUCGGCACCGUUGUAGGAUUCCUCACGUUAAUAGCAACAUGGGUAGGAGGAGCCUACAUCAAUGGCACAGCUGAGGUUAUGUUCACUACAGGAUUAGCAUGGUGCCAAGUGCCAAUAGGGUAUAGCCUCAGUAUUAUUUUAGCCAUGCUUCUGUUCGUCCGCCAGAUGCGUGAAGCCCGGUACGUCACCAUGCUGGAUCCCAUGCAGCAGAAGUAUGGAAGCCAAGUAGGUGGCCUGUUAUAUAUACCAGCAUUGUGUGGUGAUGUUUUCUGGACUGGCUCUAUCCUGAACGCCCUAGGCUCUUCGCUGGUGGUGAUUCUUGAUAUCGACAGCAGAAUAUCUGUGAUAGCCAGUGCAGUUUUUGCAGCUGCUUAUACAAUAGUUGGAGGCUUCUAUAGUGUAUCUUAUACAGACGUCCUUCAGCUAAUUCUGAUUGUCAUUGGGCUUCUGCUAUCAGUUCCAUUUGCUUAUCAGAAUGAAGCUGUGUCGAAAAAUGUGUUGUCUUCUACUAACUGGGUUGGAAAAGUGGAAAGAGCAGAUUUAGGAGAAUGGUUUGACUCUCUACUGUUGCUUAUAUUUGGAGGAAUUCCUUGGCAGGGAUAUUUUCAAAGAAUAUUUUCAAUGAAAACAACGAAGAGUGCACAAAUUUUGUCUGUUGUCUCAUUCUUUGGUUGCGUAAUUAUGGCUUUUCCUCCGGCAUUCAUCGGAAUUGUCGCCAAGAGCACAGAUUGGGCAAAUGUUGAAGGUUUUCGGAGGAAUGUUUCCGAUUCAGAAGGCGAAAUAAUUCUUCCUCUUGUUCUCCGCUACCUUACACCAAAUUGGGUGUCGUUUUUUGGUUUGGGAGCUAUCUCUGCUGCUGUCAUGUCAUCAGCUGAUGCAAGCAUCUUGUCCUCCAGUUCCAUGUUCUCCAGAAACAUAUACAAAGCUGCCUUCAGGCCUAAGGCUGGUGACCGUGAGAUGUUGUGGGUCCUGAGAAUCUCAGUUAUGGUGAUUGCUACAUUGGGAGCCAUCACUGCACUGACAGUUGGUAGUGUGUACUAUUUGUCUUACUUGUGUGCAGACCUGAUCUACGUAAUUCUCUUCCCUCAACUUUUGCUUAUCAUCCACUGGGCACAAGGUGUGAACACAUACGGCUGCCUCGCGUCCUACUUCAUCGGACUCUUCCUGAGAGUUUUAGGAGGGGAGAAGCGCCUAGGAAUUCCAGCAGUCAUAAAAUUUCCAUAUUAUGAUGAAGUUACAGAAACUCAGAAAUUUCCCUUCAAAACUUUGUGUAUGUUUUGUGCUUUAAGUGCCCACUUAUUGGUAAGCACAGCGGCUAGACUGUUAUUUGAACACAGGUACAUUGAAGCAGACAAAUGGGAUGUUCUGAAGGCCUUCCCACACCUUAAAAGUAGGAACACUGACACAGAAUUUAGGAAGGGUUUUGAUGAAAUAUCUAUGUCUGGCACAUACAAAGGGACAGAGAAAGUGGGAAUCGUAAACACAGCAGCAGUGACCGAAAAAAUAGGAAUUGUGAACACAGCAGUUGUGACUGAUUCUACUGAUGAUAUCAAAAACAGUAUUGAGACAAAAAAAGAUUAUUCAACUUCAUGAGAUUUUUUUUAUUUAGAUGCAAUUUGCAAAAGGAUCAGUCCAUUAAGAUCUUCAGAUAGGAGUCAACAAAAACAACUUUUAUGAUUGUGUGAUUUGUAAAAGCUGCUAAUGUUGGAGGAUUUAGUGUGUUGGCACUACUGUGACAUGCCUGACUUUUAUUCAGGAAAUUACCAAUUUGAAUCUCUGCUGUAGACACUAGCUAUCCUUGUUCAGGAAAUGUACAGCUUGUAGGCCACUACCAUUUUCUUUAGUAACCCUCGCUAUUUAUAAUUUAUAUUCCCCAGUGGUAAAACAACUGAGAUGCGAAUCUGACCACUUUCGUCCAUCUAGUGUUGAGGUCAAGAAAGAGUGGAGCCAUAUCUCCACUACCUCUUACAUUAUCAUGAUGUGGUGCUUAUGAAGUUAUCAGGGUCAAUUUUAUCUUUACCUUACUUUGUAAUUCAUUGUCAUUCUGUGACGUCUUUUUUAAUGUUUUAUAUACACACACACACACACACACACACACAGCAUGUUUAAUCAAUGAACAUUCAAGAACAUAAUUAUUAAAUAGUUAGGACAGAUAUCUGAUAAACUUUGUUUUAUUUUAACUUAUCUAUAAAGUAAUUUCUACAUCUCCAAGCAAACGUGAAUACUGCUUUCUGAAUACCGCCCAAUCCAUCAUUUGUUACUACCCUCAUGUCGAUUAGUACUGGAAGACUUCAGUAAUUUAGGCUUGAACAUUGAAUAAAUUACAUACAUAUCUGCAUCUAUUGCCAUA